AAUCUAACUUUAUCCGACGGUACCUGAACACCACAUUAGGUUUGGGUUACACCUCAAGUGCUUGCAAGAUGCUAAAAGAAAAUACGUUAUUUUGGCAUAUAUGGGGAAAACAACGUAUCUUGGUGUAAUAUUAUUGAGUCAGGAUGGACGAAGAAGCAAAGACACCAACGUAAGUAUCAUUAAAUUUUGAGUUUUGGGUUUAAUAUACAGUAAAAAGGGGUCCCGGCAGGCUAGCUCCUAGGCUAACAGCGAUAGCUUGCCAGUAAAAACAACCUGAGCUGUGUAGCCGGCUGCUGCUUUAUUUAUGGCAGCUCAACUUCGUUAUCUAAAUACUGAAGAGCUUGACACGUCUAUAUACCAUAAUUGACAGCGAAUUAAACACAAUUUCUACCAUACCAGGAUUUUUAAAACAUGUAUUUCGUUAUAAAUGAUUAUCCCCCAUGAACUGCUUACAGUGUCAAAGUUGAGCUGUCUCAUCGUUGCAGAUGUGAUCUUCUGGAUUUGCCGUGGGAGGAUGUACUUGUUCCACAUAUUUUGUGCCACUUGCCACUUCAACACAUCGUCAGCCUGCAGAGAGUGAGCAAGCAGUUCCACAGCCUCAUCCAGGUGUAUCUAGCAAACUGCAGGACUUUUGAUCUAUCCCCGGUAAGUCCUAAAAUCUGAGAGUUUAUCAAAUUUAAAACAUACACUGAGUGGUAUUACAGUGGAUAUAAAAAGUCUAAACACCCCUGUUCAAAUGCCAGGUUUUCGUGGUGUAAGAAAAUGACGGCAAGGUAAAUAAUUUCAUAAUUUUUUCCACCUUUAAUGUGACCUAUAACCUGUACAAUGCAGUUGAAAAACAAACUGAAACCAUAAAAGGGAAAAAUAUAAAACAGAAAAGUUAAAAUAACCUGGUUGCAUAAAUAUGCACACCCUUAAACUAAUACUUUGUUGCAUAGCAUUCAGUCUUUUUGGGUAGGAGUCUAUCAGCGUGGCACAUCUUGAUGUGGAAAUAUUUGCCCACUCUUCUUUGCAAAACCGCUCCAAAUCUGACAGAUUUCGAGGGCAUCUCCUGUGCACAGCCCUCUUCAGAUCACCCCACAAAUGUUCAAUGGGAUUCAGGUCUGGACUCUGGCUAGGCCGUUCCAAAGUCUCAAUCUUAUUCCGGUGAAGCCAUUCUUUUGUUGAUUUAGAUGUGUGCUUUGGGUCAUUGUCGUGCCGAAAGAUGAAGUUCCUCUUCAUCUUCAGCUUCAGCUUUCUAGCAGAAGGCUGCAGGUUUUGUGCCAGCACUGACUGGUAUUUGGAACUGUUCAUAAUUCCCUCCACCCUGACUAAGGCACCAGUUCCAGCUGAAGAAAAAUAGCCCCAAAGCAUGAUGCUGCCACGACCAUGCUUCACUGUAGGUAUGGUGUUCUUUUGGUGAUGAGCAGUGUUGAUUUUGAGCCAAAUAUACCUUUUGCAAUGAUGCCCAAAAAGUUCAACUUUGGUUUCAUCAGACCAUAAAACAUUUUCCCACGUGUGUUUGGGAGAUUUCAGAUGUCUUUUUGCAAAGUUAAGCCGGGCUUUGACGUUUUUCUUUGUAAGAUAAGGCUUCCGUCUUGCCACCCUACCCCAUAGCCCAGACAUAUGAAGUCAGCGGGAGAUUGUUGUCACAUGUACUACACAGCCAGUACUUGCCAGACAUUCCUGCAGCUCUUUCUGUGUUGCUGUCGGCCUCUUGGUAGCCUCCCUGACCAGUUUUCUUCUCGUCUUAUCAUCAAUUUUCGACGGACGUCCUGUUCUUGGUAAUGUCACCGUUGUGCCAUAUUUUCUCCACCUGAUGAUGACGGUCUUCACCGUGUUCCAUGGUAUAUUUAAUUCCUUGGAAAUUCUUUUGUAGCCCUCACCUGACUGAUAUCUUUGAAUAAUGAGAUCCCUCUGAUGCUUUGGAAGCUCUCUGCGGAUCAUGGCAUGUGCUGGAAGAUGUGGCUACAAAAAUGUCAGGAAAAGCAUACUAGGACAGCUGAACUUAAUUUGGGGUUAAUCAGAAGCACUUUAAUUGGUGACAGGUGUGUGCUGACUCCAAUUUAACCUGAGUUUGAAUGUUAUUGGUUAAAUCUGAACACAGCCACAUCCCCAGUUAUUAAAGGGUGUGCACACUUAUGCAACCACAUGAUCUCAGUUGUUUAUUUCUACUUCACCUCCCUGAAAGAUUUCUGUUUGUUUUUCAAUUGUGUUGCACAGGUUAUAGGUCACAUUAAAGGCAGAAAAAGUUGUGAAUUUAUUUAUCUUGAUGUUACUUUUUACAUGACAGAAACUUGGCAUUUGAACAGGGGUGUGUAAACUUUUUCAACUGCACCAUAACUUUUUGAAAAAGUUUUCUUGUUGCUCUGUUUUUGAUCCUCACAGAUUGGACCAUCUAUUCCCAAAGAAGCGUUUUGUUCCAUGUUGAAGGACAACAAAGUUCUCCACAGCCUGUCUCUGCUGAACUGCUCAGACUGGGUGACGGACAAGGAGCUGCUGCCCGUGAUCGGCCAGAACCAGCAUCUGCAGCGAGUGGACAUGAGCGGAUGUGCUUGGCUCACCCGGCACUCCCUGGUGGCCGUGGCCUUGACCUGCACACACUUGCAGCACCUGGGCCUGGCGCACUGCGAGUGGGUGGACAGCCUGUCCCUGCGCAGCCUGGCCGAACACUGCGGGGGGCUCGAGUCGAUUGACCUCACCGCCUGCCGCCAGCUCAAGGACGACGCCAUCUGCUACCUGGCCAAGAAGUGCGUGAAGUUGAGGUCUCUAUCGCUGGCGGUCAACGCAAACAUCACUGAUGAGUCGGUGGAAGAGGUGGCCAAAAACUGCAGGGGCCUGGAGCAGCUGGACCUGACUGGUUGCCUGCGGGUCAGGAAUCAGUCCAUCAAGUACAUGAUUUCUUAUUUUCAAGUUGAAUCCCGCUAACUUUGUGUCAUCUCUGCCCAGUUUUUUCACUUGUGCAUCCAUCCAUAAGAUCCUCUACAUGCUGUGCUUACAGGACUCUUGCAGAGUACUGCCCUAAGCUGCGGUCCCUGAAGGUGAAUCACUGUCACAAUGUGACUGAGUCGAGUUUGGAUCCUCUACGGAAGCGCAACGUGGUGAUAGAUGUGGAGCCGCCUUUACAGAGGGCUCUGGUGCUUCUUCAGGAUGUGCUGGGGUUUGCUCCCUUUAUCAAUCUCCAGAUAUAACAGAAGGGCCAUUUAUCUGUCUAACAAGAGCACACAGGUGGGUAAUAUAAGCUGUAUAUCUACUUUACAAGCUUCUGACAUAUUUACACCCUAAACUGUCUAUCAUAUACCUUACUACAAUAAACAAUAACUUUUUUUGGCAACAGUUACUGCAAGUCAAACUUAAUAAUGUUAGAGUGAUUAACAUUGGUGUGGUUUUCUUUGGUUUCAGUUGUCUUUGCCAAAGCAGUCACCUCCAGCUGCACUACAAGACAAGACACGUGAGUUUCUCUGACUUAGUCUUAAUCGUCUUAAGAAAAAUCCAAGAGGACCUGGAUGUUUUGCACUCAAACUUCUGUGUCAAAAACAAACAAACCUCACUUGAAUAUGCUUGACGAUGCACAUUUAUGAACUGAAAACAAUUCUACGUGUGCAACCAACUGAGAAAAAGCCAUGAACUGUUAGGGAUCGCUGCCACAUGUCCAAAAGAUGUCACUUUUAUUCUUUAUUUUAUGUGUGAGUCAUUAAAUGUUGUAAUGAUGUGGCUUUAUAGAAGAGCAGUUCUAACCGAUGUACAGCAGUUUUUGUUUGUUUGUCAAACAAAGAACUGAAUUAACUUUGUGGAUACAAUAAAAACAUUUAUCUUAUGUUUCAGUUAGAAACAUUAAAUAAUGUUUGAGUUUAAUUGAACUUUUCAUUUUGCAUGUAUGUGCUAGUUUUUAAGAAAAAUUCACCAAAUAUCUCUGAAGCAUCCUCCACCACUCCUACUGCCAUCACAAUACUUUGAAUACACAAAGGUGUGAGAGUUCAGAGCUCCUCAGGAUAUACUCACACCUCACAAUUUUAAAGCAAUGAAAUCAUUUGAGCAGCUUUUUUGUCUUUUCUCACACAUAGUUAUGUUAAUAUCUGUAUAGCGAGACGCCUCUAGAGAUGACUGAUCAAGUGUUGACGUGUGUUUUAUGUUGCAAGAGAAACAUCCCUUUUAAACCACAAUGUUGAUACAUAAGAAAAUGUACAGCCCAGUAUAUAUGUGUGGAAUAAGUUAAGCAAGUUAUUCAUCAAACCCUUCAAAGCUCUUUUGUAAAAUGUACCUGUGUUAAAUGCACCUGCUCGGUUAUACAGUGUUUGAAUAUAUAAGAUAAAUUAAAUUGUAAAAUGCAAUAACUACUUUUCACUUCCAUUUGUUUUAACUUUAUUUUUGUCAAACAGAAAGAGAUUAAAAGUGACGUAAGAAAAUGUGUUGAAUUUAAGGUGGAAUGAGUAUGUAGAAACAGGACUGGUGUGGGUGUCUGUUCUGCUGCACAAACAUGAUAGAAUCACAAUAUAAGACAAAACAGAAAGAGCAGAUAAAUAGAACAAGAUGAAAAGUCAAAACAGAACUAUAACUUAACUUUUACCUCAAAUUUGGAUCCAAUACCAGAGCUGUUUAUUUUUCUCGAAAAUCAAAAACCUUUGGUCCCUAAAGGAUAAAAGUUGCAACACUUUUUGAUGAACAAAAUCUCAAGUCUGUUGUCUUAACACGACUGAAUGUACAGAUUUUUUUUCAGUGAAGAUUGAUUGACAUCUUAAGUUUGAAUAAUUAAAAAAAAACCGAACAAGAAAAGCAAUAGAAAACAUUAAAUGCUCCAUGAGGAGUUUUGAAGUGGUUUAGAAAUGGACAGAAACUGAUACUGGCUGCUCUCUGGGACCCUUAAAAGUAAAUGAGACCACCAUCAAGAAGGCUAAUAAUAGCACAGAGAGAAUUUCCAAUGCCUAAAAAGCACUAUGAGGUGGUAGGAACAGUGAAAAAAACACCCUAUUUUGACUUCACUGUGGUUGAUUUAAUUCACUUUUAAAAGACAACAGAUGAUUUUUUUUUUAAAACACUUCUGUCACAUGUAUAAAACAAGAGACAUAAAAAUAUCACUUUGUCCACAGGUAUACUGAAAAUAAUUUAAGUAAUUAAAUUAUUUUUUUUGAACAUUGUUUGUUGUAUUUUUUUUAGUUUCUGGGGUCUAGAGGACUAUCUCCAUGCAUAGGGGCUCACUUUUUCAAAAUGUGUUAUUUUAUGACUCAAACUGACACAAGAUGGCAGCAAUGAGUCAGGAUACUCAUCAGUCAUAACUCUGCUAGUGGAGAUGUUGCAUUACUUCUACACGACAGUACAAACAGGAGUAAUACAGACGACCUAAAAGUGUUUUUAAUGACCAGGAUACAAUCUCAGGUGUGAAUACAAGAGCCGUGAGUAAUUUCAAGAUGUACAAAACAUGUUAAAUGUUCGCCUAUUUGUCUAAAAGUGAAACAAACACCUCUUUUAUCAUCUUGUUAACACUUGAUUGAGUGAUUGCACUCUAAAAAUAGUUAAUGCUUCCUUUUGUUGUUGUUGUAGCUUUGUGUUUGAAAUCCCACCUUCACUUUCCUCUGGUGGUUCGACUGGCAGACUAUAUUGUAACUUGUCUCUGUGACAACACAACAGGUCUAUUUUCCACUUGAUGGCACGGUUUGGUCCAUCUGCUGCGUGCUGUCCACAAGCUGAGUGUGCACCAACAGA
This is a messenger RNA of Xyrichtys novacula (pearly razorfish), 5679 nucleotides long. The record is from the annotation of a GenBank genome assembly. NCBI's taxonomy places the organism in Eukaryota, Metazoa, Chordata, Actinopteri, Labriformes, Labridae.